Molecule: messenger RNA, 1196 nt
Organism: Panicum virgatum (switchgrass)
Lineage: Eukaryota; Viridiplantae; Streptophyta; Magnoliopsida; Poales; Poaceae
Product: endoribonuclease Dicer homolog 4-like
Exons: 7
Coding region: 367-948 (193 amino acids)
Source: RefSeq, a predicted model, not a curated record
AUCGGCCCGUUGGACGUGCCUUAGGCCUUAGCAAUCGCUCUCCCCCACUCACACACUUUUAAGCAAUCGCUCUCCCCUCCCGUCUCGCGCCUCACCACCGGCGACCUCACCGCCGGCGGCGCGGCGCGGCAAACCGGGCCCUUCUUCCACCGCAAUCGUUUUUCGCCUGGCGGCGUCUGCAACCUCCUCUACCCGCGCGGGUGGAGAUCCGUCAUCCCGUUUCUACUUUCGCCGCGCGCAGCACCAAUCCCCUUGGGCCUUGGGUUUGAAGAAGGAUCAGGAUCUUCGUUCAUCCGUGGAGACAUUUCCUCUCCCUACGUUUGAUGCAUCUUUUUGUGAUGGACCACUCCUCUCAGUUCAGUGGUUAUGGAGCCUCCCAUGAAGCAUAAGCCCAGUGCUGUGCCAAUCAACACUUCAGAGGAGGAAGUGGGGUUACAAGAUAGAAAUACUGAGUUAGUCAAGCGCAGGAAGACUGGAUUUUCAGGGUCCAUUGUCCAACCACAACAGGAAAUUGAAGUCUCUGCCAUGGAGAACAAUGUUCCCGAUGGUCUUCCAGUUGAAGUUUCUACUGGCAACGAUCCCAUGGAUGUACUCACUGAUUGUGCAGUGCAAAGCUCUGGUGAAGCGAAUAGUCGCAGCGAGGGGCGCGUUCGUAGUAUCUCAUUUACAGGUUAUACAGUUAAUGGGCCAGCAAGGUUGAGGUUGCCAAAAAUAUGCGCUGCAUUUGGCUGGAAAGAACCAUCAUUUGACUUCGAAAAGCAAGGACCUCCUCACAACAUAUUGUUCACUUGCAAGGUGACUGUCCGCUUAGAGGGACUUGUCAACACUGUCAUAGAGUGCUUCGGUGACCCCAAGCCUCAAAAGAAAGCCGCACAAGACCAUGCUGCUCAAGGGGCCUUGUGGUGCCUUGAGCGAUUUGGACAUAUCAAGCAAUCUUCGGAUGCGUAGGCACCAUCCCAAGGAGGGCGUCCGCCAGCCCUUAUGCUGCUCUACAACCCUUGUUUCCGUUGCAAUAUGUACAUUGCUCUUUUAACCUAGGUCAGGUGGUAUAAUUGUUCUUUCAUUGAUGCUUAGACAUUGUCAUCGUGUUGUGGCAAAACAUCAGCAUCAGCCUAGCAUCAGCCUGUGGAUCCCUCCCCGGGAUUAGUAACUUCUGGUUUGUACAUGGUUAAACUUCUUUCCUGGGGUGCAUAUCA